AAAGGGGAGCUUGGGGGGAGAAUCACCCAGGUGGAUGCUUGGGUCCCUCGGGUGAGCAACACGGCAAUGGAGCUGCUGCUCCAUCCUGGCCUUGCUCAACCCACUGGGUUUUGGGGUGUGGGAUCUCUCCAACCACUGCUCUCUUGUGCAGGUACCGCCACGGCCCCUGGAUUCUCCUGCUGGAAGCAAUGCCAGUCCCGCUCAUUCCUCUGCUCCUGGCCACCCCUAGGCCCCAUUGGCAACACCUCCUACCUGCUGACCUUCUGCUACACACCACCCAAGCCAUGCCAGGAGUUCAAGGUGGGCACGAACACUACGUACAAGCUGAGUCAUCAUCGUGUUUACAUCUUCAUCAAUGCCACUGCCUGGGUGGAGGGGCGCUGGGGGAACCACACUCACAGGACCCCCAACAUCACACUGUACCUCAAUGAGGCCGUCAAGCUGGAUCCACCUCCUGCUGAGAUGUCCUUCAACAGGACUGGUGGGCAACUAUGGCUGCAGAUGCCAAGGCCACCAUGCCAGCGCAGCGGCCAGCCACUGCAGCGGGAGGCUCGCUUCCAGAGGCCAGGUGACCGUGGCUGGACACAGGUGACGUGUGAGGCAGUGAUGGGCAAGGAUGAUGACUCAGUGACCUGCGCCCUGGGGCAGAACAGUACCUUUGAGGUCCAGCUCCGACACAAGCUCCCAUACUGGAGCAGCUACUGGAGCAACUGGAGCAGUUCCAUCUUUAUCCCCGAGGAAAUCCAGGAGAGUCCAGUGCUGAGCUACCAGCUGGGAAAGCUGGGGAGAAACGGGCAGCGGGUGCUGAGGCUGGACUGGCAGCAAGCCCCCAAGGAGCAGGGAGAUGUCACCUACACACUGCGUGCCCACAUGCCAGCGUGCCGCUGCACCAAGCUGGUUGAGGACGACGUCGUGGUGCUGAGGGAGGUGACAAUGCACAACCUCACCCUCUCUGGGGCAGAGUACCAAAUCGUGCUGACGGCUGCCAACGCCGCCGGGCCAGGCCCACAGCAGCAGAUCCGUGUGCCAGCAGAGGAGCAUGCAGAUUUUGGCUUCGAGGACAUCAGCGUGGAGGGUGGCACAGUGACGGCACAGUGGGAAGCACCAAGCCCUGGCUCUGUCUACUGCUUUGAGCAGCAGGCACUGCCUGGAGAGCCAAAACAAGGCAGCUGCAUCCAGCGGGAUUUCCCAGCCGGGAGCGUCCACGUGGAGAGAGGAGCACUGGAAGUGCCAGCAUGUCACCGCCUGGCAGUGCACGGCUGGGCCCCGGAGCAGGGCUGGGCAACCUUCGCCCUGCGGCACCACUAUGCCAGCAACGCCUCACUGGCCGUGCCCAUCCGCAUCAAUGCCAGCACUGGGGAUGCCACCACCAUCGUCCUGCAGUGGAGCCCACCCUCCCGUGCCACCUGUCCUGGGACAACAGCCAAGUACCUCAUCUGCCACAUGGCCAAGGGGGACAAUGUGACGUAUGCCGAAGUGGAGGCUGCGGUGUCUCACCACACCCUCCAAAACCUACGGCCCGGCACAGCCUACAGGGUGGCUGUUCAAGAGGUGACAGCAGAGAGCAGAAGGACCUGUGGCACUUGGUGGCACUUCCAGACCAAGGCACUGGGUCCUCAGGGAGCAGCAUGGAAAUCCAACAUGAAGUACAUGGGCAUCUCCCUCAGUCUCCCCAUCAUGGCCAUCAUCUACCAGAUGAUCAAAAAGAGGGCUUACCAGCUCCUUUUCCCACCCCUGCCCAAGCCCAUGGACACGAAAGCCAUCCAGUUCUUCACCAGUGAAAUAAGCCAGAGCCAGCCCGGGCCAGGCUUUGUGGAGCCCUCAGAGAGGUUCAGCCCAGUUGAGCUGCUGAUGCCAGAACCAAAUCCCAGCAAGGAGCUGCUGAUGCCAGAGCCAAAUCCCAGCAAGGAGCUGCUGAUGCCAGAGCCAAAUCCCAGCGAGGAGCUGCUGAUGCCAGAGCCAAAUCCCAGCAAGGAGCUGCUGAUGCCAGAGCCAAAUCCCAGCGAGGAGCUGCUGAUGCCAGAGCCAAAUCCCAGCAAGGAGCUGCUGAUGCUAGAGCCAAAUCCCAGCAAGGAGCUGCUGAUGCCAGAGCCAAAUCCUGGCAAGGAGAUGACCAACACCAGCACAUGGCCUGGCACACCUCAGCCUGGUCCCACAGCUGAAGAACUGGUGGCGUUGUGCCCGCCGGGAUGCGAGCAGGAGCUGCCCUUUGCCUACCGCAGGCAGGAGGUGCUGUGCCCAGAGGCUUUGUCACCACCCAGCAGCAUCAGCUGCAUCAGCCACGUGCCCAACGAGGAGGAAGAGAAGGAAGAGGAGGGAAAGUGGGGCCUCCACCAGCCACUGAUUCCCAUCACCCUUCUCAUCUCCAACAAACCCAUCAUCAUCAGGAAUGAGGAAGGACAGGACCCAUCACAGGAGUUAGUGCCACAACCAGUGCUGGACCAGGGGCAGCAGGGAUGGAUGGCAGGAGAGGGACAGGGGCAUGCCAUGGGAUGCUGAGCACCCACCUCGUGGGCACACUAUCAUUUUCAGGUUUUCUUCCUGUUGUAACCAGGACGUGGAAGGGGAUGCCUCCAGAUUCCAUAGAGCCAGGAUCUGGUCCAGCCUCAACUGUUCCUUGGUAACAAAUGAGAAGGGAAGGUGGCUGCAGAGCCCAGCUGGAGCUGAGGGCAUUUCCUUGGCCAGGUCAGGAGCAGAAGAAGAGCUUCAUCCCAGCUGACUGCUUCCUACCAGAGCUGGGUCCAGCAUGGCUCUGAUGGGGUGGGGGCACAAAUAGCCCCAGCACCAAACACUGACAGUUCGGAAAAACUAGAGAAAAAGGUGAAAAAAAAUACAGAGAUGUAACAAAAAAAUAAAGCCAUAAAGAAAUGCAAGAA
This is a messenger RNA of Pogoniulus pusillus (Red-fronted tinkerbird), 2876 nucleotides long. RefSeq names its product interleukin 12 receptor subunit beta 1 (gene IL12RB1). The record is from RefSeq and is a predicted model, not a curated record. Lineage: Eukaryota; Metazoa; Chordata; Aves; Piciformes; Lybiidae. Gene Ontology annotation, molecular function: protein binding.